CAAUUUGCAGAUUUUGUACAAACGAUCUUGUGCUGUUGCUCGUUGAGAAAAAAAUGAUUCUGUUAGUUGCGCUUUCACAGUCUAGCUAUUCAUCAUCGUCAGAUGGACAGGAACUUGAUGAUUGGUCUUGUGAUCUGGUGAAUGGCGUGUCAUCGACUUCAGGAUCCUUGUUGAAUAGCAAUACCUUUGGCUUAGUCCCUUCAUCCGAUAACCACGCUUCUUUCAUAUACCAUCGACAGCCGUCUAUCAAACUGGAGCAAUCAUGUGUAGAUGAUAUUGUAUUGGAAAUGGACUCGGAAAAUGAUGGCUACUCCAACAACUCGUCCAUCUAUUCUGAUGGGUCCGCCAGUUUUAAUGCAAGCUCAGUUUUGCCGCUGAUGAACGAGUCGGUUAAUUUGAAGGAACAUCGGCGAGCGAUUCUCGACCUUUCGAUCUCUAAAAUUCAGACGAUGAACGCGUCGAAUGUUGCAGUAUCGCUGCGCAAGUCACUUCUUAUCUACAAUAUGAUGAAAUCUCUACAGCGAGAUCUUGAUGCAUGUGAUGUUUUUGUGUGCGGCAGUCUGACAGAGAGAGAAAACGAAGUAAUCGAUAAUGAUGUGGAAAUGUUGGAGACGAAUGAAUUUGAAAAGAGGAACUGGGAACAGUCGAUAUCGGAUUUGAAUUGUAAUAUCAACAGCGAUAACAAUCCGUGCAAUCAUCGCUUGGGUUAUGAUUGGCCAUGGGGUACCCUGGUUAACACAAGUAAAGAUACAGUGCAGGGUUCGGAAAAGUGUGAUAGUGAUAACGUGUUUACUUUGACUAGCAGCAAUGAAUUGUUUAAUGCGGGGAACACCUGGAGCAAUUUGGAUUCGACAGAUUCGUCUGGAUUCGUCGACGAUUAUUUGGAAAUGUUGUGUGCUUGGGAAGAUGAGAAUUACAACCCGCUUACCAACUGCAAUCUCACGCACGCGGAAAUAAUGAAUAUGUUUCACUUGUCUUCCCAUCGUAUGAACAAUCAGUUAGUCUCUCAGGCCUGAAUUAUUCAUGUUGGUUCCAUUUAUAUGAUUUUUGGGAAAUCGUUAUGUUGAUCUUUCUCAUUUCUAAAGCUCCCAGAGUUUGUUGUGUUUGAUACCAAUUUUCAGCUUAGGAGCUCAUUCCAUUUUCUUUCGGAGUAAACACCGCCCAGUAUACACUUUUUUAAUAGCCUUUAUUAUAAGCGUUCGUCAUUACUCUAUUCC
This is a messenger RNA of Loa loa (African eye worm), 1217 nucleotides long. RefSeq lists its product as hypothetical. Lineage: Eukaryota; Metazoa; Nematoda; Chromadorea; Rhabditida; Onchocercidae. The transcript is spliced from 5 exons. The coding region runs from base 54 to 1016 and encodes 320 amino acids. The record is from RefSeq and is a predicted model, not a curated record.